AUGGACUCUCUCUUUGCCAUGGACCAAUACUACUCUUCCACUUCCAUUACCUCCAUUGAGGACACCGAUCCCAAGUUUGAGCUUGAAUCGUACGAGACCGUCCUCCCUUCUUCCGAGGUCGAUGCCUGCUCCACCAAGACCAGCUCGCCUGACCCAAAGUCUUCCCCGAGUGAGCGUGCCGCUUCGGACACCUCUGCUUCCCCUCGCGACACUCAGACCUGGAACAACAGCAACCGCCGACGAAAGCGCCACGAGGAGAUCCACCGCCCAUACGUCUGCGGCUGGGACGGCUGCAACAAAGCCUAUGGCCGCCUCAACCACCUCAACACUCACAUCGCCAUCCACCGUCACGGACAAAGACGCACCGGCAUGGACUUCCCCGCUGCAUCCCGCAAGAAGGCCCCCCGCACUCCUGUCCCCGAGAUCCCCUGCGAGCAGCCCGCUCUCUCCUCAAGCUCCUCCUCGCGCUCCUCCCUCUCCGGCACAUCACCGAUGGGCACCUCAUGCUCCGACGAGCCCUUCAACUUCUGCACCCCGCUCGAGUGGUCGACGCCUUUCUUCGAGGGCUGCGAGCAAGCGACCAACGAGACGCCCAUGAUCGCCAAUAACUUCACAUACCUCGAGGCGACCAAGAUGCGCCAGGAGCACGACCGCAACCAGACCUUGACGCGCGUCAAGACCCUCGAGCAGGAGCGCAACGCCGUCGCCGAGGAACUCUCCCGCCUCGACCAGCGCAUCCUCAGCGAGCGACACGCCUUUGCCUGCAGCCAACAGAACCUCGAGCGCACCCUCGACGAGAUGAGCCAAUGGCGAUACCCCCAAGGCGACGAGUCGAUGUGGUUCCAAUGA
Dissoconium aciculare CBS 342.82 is the source of this 849-nucleotide messenger RNA. RefSeq lists its product as uncharacterized. Bases 1 to 849 code for a protein of 282 amino acids. The record is from RefSeq and is a predicted model, not a curated record. Gene Ontology annotation, biological process: regulation of DNA-templated transcription. The transcript has a single exon. Lineage: Eukaryota; Fungi; Ascomycota; Dothideomycetes; Mycosphaerellales; Dissoconiaceae.